AUCUCAUCUGUCGUUAACUAGCCACUAAACAGUGAAGGCGGAGGAAAAUAAAAACAAAACUUAGCAAAUAUCUCAAUUGUUUGCAUUGUUUCCAGCUUCGAAUAUACGUAAGUAAUGAAUAUUGGAGCAACAUCAUGCAGUGUGGCCCGCAAUUUAGCUCGAUUCAAACUGAUAACCUUCGAUGUUACGGAUACGCUUCUAAAAUUUUCUCGGCCACCGGAAGUUCAAUAUGCUUUGGCGGCUCGACAACAUGGCUGUACUGAGAUAAAUGAACAAGCUCUAGCUAGAAGCUUUCGAUCACAUUUUAAGCGAAUGGCCCGUAGUUACCCCAAUUUUGGGAAACGCUCUAAGGACUGGGUUUGGUGGUGGCGCACCUUAGUCAUUAAUAUAUUUCGCGAUUCACAUGAUCAUAUUGAUGAAAUAAUGAUACAUGAAGUAGCCGAACAGUUGAUUGAGAACUAUAAAACACGGGAUUGUUGGACCGAAGUCCAUUUGGCUAGUGAAGUUAUGAAAAUUGCACGGAUCCACUGUAAACAAAUAGGUAUCAUAUCAAACUUCGAUCCAAGGCUCAAUACAAUUCUCGAAGUAAUGUCCUUACCGAAAGUCGACUUUGUAUUAACUAGUUACGAUGCUGAUAGCCAGAAACCCGACCGUAAGAUUUUUGACAUCGCGCUAAAACAAUGCACUACUCAAGUGUACCCACAUGAAGCGCUACAUAUCGGAAACUCUCCUAAGCAAGACUAUAUUGGAGCGAAACACGCUGGUUGGUCCAGCGUAUUGGUAAACGUUACAAAAGAAACAGAACGGGAAUUUUCUUUCAAUCCAGAAAUUAACCCCAAGCACAUUUUUAAAACAUUUGAUGACUUUACUCAAGCUUUAAAAUCUGAACAGAUUAUUUGGGAAUGAUACAUAU
Molecule: messenger RNA, 913 nt
Organism: Malaya genurostris
Lineage: Eukaryota; Metazoa; Arthropoda; Insecta; Diptera; Culicidae
Product: rhythmically expressed gene 2 protein-like
Exons: 2
Coding region: 115-906 (263 amino acids)
Source: RefSeq, a predicted model, not a curated record